AUGCUAGCAGUUUUCGACAAAUCGGUGGCUAAGAGCCCCGAGGCUCUGCAGAGCCCUCAGUCUGGAUCAGUCUCGGCUCUGAAAGAUGGCUUUCUCGCGCAGCACUUUGCCUCUGUGCACCCUUCUUCUGUCACUGUCAAUUUUGGCUCUUCUGGUCUCAUCGUCUAUUCUCUUGACAAACAGAACCCUCUUCUUCCCAGGCUGUUUGCGGUUGUGGACGACAUUUUUUGCCUGUUCCAAGGCCACAUUGAGAAUGUUGCGCUUCUCAAGCAACAAUAUGGAUUGAACAAGACGGCCAAUGAAGUGAUCAUCAUUAUUGAAGCAUACAGAACUCUGAGAGAUCGAGGUCCUUAUCCUGCUGAUCAGGUUGUGAGAGACAUCCAAGGGAAGUUUGCAUUUAUUCUCUAUGACAGUGCUUCCAAAGCCACUUUUGUAGCUGCUGAUCCUGAUGGGAAUGUUCCGUUCUUCUGGGGAACUGAUUCUGAAGGCCAUCUUGUUCUUGCAGACGAUGCAGAAGUUGUGAAGAAGGGCUGUGGGAAUUCUUUUGCACCAUUUCCCAAAGGAUGUUUCUUCACUUCCUCUGGAGGCUUGAGGAGUUAUGAGCAUCCCCACAAUGAGUUGAAGGCGGUGCCAAGGGUGGAUAGUUCAGGUCAAAUGUGUGGUGCCAAUUUCAAGGUUGAUGCUGAGGCUAAGAAGGAAUCGAGUGGCAUCCCAAGAGUCGGGAGUGCUGCCAACUGGUCAACAACUUACUGA
Prunus armeniaca (apricot) is the source of this 753-nucleotide messenger RNA. Lineage: Eukaryota; Viridiplantae; Streptophyta; Magnoliopsida; Rosales; Rosaceae. The record is from the annotation of a GenBank genome assembly.